AAAUCACAUAAGCCGGGGGGCAGCGAAUAUUAAAAGCAAAAUAUCUGGCAAUAAAUCCUUGGCCGUCGAUCGGCACAAACCCCAAAUUAAAUCCCUCCUCCUUGUCCAAACCCUAAUUCUCCACACUUAAAAGUUACUUCUUCAACCAUUUCACGCACAGGAAACUCCAUAAUUCUCUCCCACACGAGAGUAACGAUGUCGGAUUCAACUAUUGUUAACGGUGUGGAGGAUAAGACGAUUAAUAUUGAAGAUAAUUCUGGUGACGGUGAUGGUUCUGAUUCGAAAGUUGCUGCACUGAUGCUGAAGAUUGCUGCGCUUGAACAGGAGAAGAGCGAGUUAGUUCACGAGAAUGAAGUUGUGAAGGAGCGAGUUAAUAAGCUUAAAGGUGAGAUUGAGGAGUCUGAUGCGGAGAAUGAGAAAUUGAAGAGUGAGACUAAGGUUUUGGAUUCGAUUGCUGGCCGUGCUGCACAGUUGGAGACAGAAGUUUCGAGGCUGCAGCAUGAUCUGAUUUCGUCUUUGAAUGAGAACCAGGAAGUGAAUGCAGAAUUGUCUGUGAUGAAACAGGAGAUUGAGGAAUUGAGGAAGAGUGAUGUGAGUAAGAGUGUCAGUUUGGAGGCUAUUGAGAGGGAAAGGAAUUUGUUGUUGGAGAAGAUUAAUAAAGAUAGCGAGGCAGUUAAGGAAUCAAAUAGCCGGAUUAGCGAUUUGGAGAAGAAGAUUCAGGCGUUGGAGAUGCGUGAUAGUGGUUAUAAGAGUGAUAAGAUUAGGGCUGAGGAAGAAAUGAAGGCGAAGAUUGAGGAGAGGGAUUUGAAGAUUAGGGAUCUGCAGAAUUUGGUUGAUGAAUUCGAGGCGGUGUUGGAAAGGUCGAAUAAGGAAAAGAAGGGGUUGGAGAUUGUGAAGAAUGAUUUGGAAGCACUGUUGAAGCAGUCAGAAAGGAAGGUUAAGGAGAUGGAGAGUAAGAUGGGGUUGUUGAGUAAGGAAUUAGAAGGGUCUGAGAAACUGAUUAGUGGGUUGAAAGAGAAGGCAAUCGAAGGAAUGAAUGGGGAUGAUGUGGUUAUUGAGAGGGGAAUCGUUGGUGAUGAUGAGAAAGGUUUCAUGGGGUUCAAUCUUGAAUGGCCGAUAAUGGCAGCUUCUGCUGGUGCUAUUGCUCUUUUGGCUGUCGUGUACCUUCACCAUACAAAGCAGAGGUAAGGUUUUCAUGGAAAUGAUAAGGGAGUUUGAUGAUCCGUUUUAGUUUUUUGAGGUGCUACACCUAAUGAUUGUUUUUAGAGUAUUAUAUAUACUCGCGUGAUUUUGUUGGCACGUUGUAAAAACUGCAAACUUGAUUAGUCUUAUUAUGCAGUCUAGUCUGACAGUGUUGA
Messenger RNA from Daucus carota subsp. sativus, 1358 nucleotides. Its product is annotated as peroxisomal and mitochondrial division factor 2. Lineage: Eukaryota; Viridiplantae; Streptophyta; Magnoliopsida; Apiales; Apiaceae. The record is from RefSeq and is a predicted model, not a curated record. The transcript is spliced from 2 exons. The coding region runs from base 196 to 1188 and encodes 330 amino acids.